Condylura cristata (star-nosed mole) is the source of this 4288-nucleotide messenger RNA. It is a transcript of the gene HCFC2, whose product is annotated as host cell factor C2. Gene Ontology annotation, biological process: regulation of DNA-templated transcription; chromatin remodeling. The transcript is spliced from 15 exons. Gene Ontology annotation, cellular component: histone methyltransferase complex. Gene Ontology annotation, molecular function: protein binding; transcription coactivator activity. The record is from RefSeq and is a predicted model, not a curated record. The coding region runs from base 1 to 2379 and encodes 792 amino acids. NCBI's taxonomy places the organism in Eukaryota, Metazoa, Chordata, Mammalia, Eulipotyphla, Talpidae.
AUGGCGGCUCCCAGCCUCCUCAACUGGAGGCGGGUUUCCUCCUUCACGGGGCCGGUUCCCCGCGCCCGGCACGGACACCGGGCCGUGGCCAUCCGGGAGCUGAUGAUCAUCUUUGGAGGGGGCAACGAGGGCAUCGCGGACGAGCUGCACGUCUACAACACGGUUACAAAUCAGUGGUUCCUACCAGCUGUUAGAGGAGACAUCCCUCCAGGCUGUGCUGCUCAUGGAUUUGUCUGUGAUGGUACCAGAAUAUUAGUAUUUGGGGGAAUGGUUGAAUAUGGAAGAUACAGCAAUGAGUUAUAUGAGUUACAAGCAAGUCGUUGGUUAUGGAAAAAAGUGAAGCCCCACCCCCCCUCUUCUGGUUUACCUCCUUGUCCUAGGCUUGGACAUAGCUUCUCAUUAUAUGGUAACAAGUGCUAUUUGUUUGGUGGCCUGGCAAAUGAAAGUGAAGAUUCAAACAAUAAUGUCCCCAGAUAUUUAAAUGAUUUCUAUGAGUUGGAGCUACAGCAUGGUUCUGGUGUUGUGGGUUGGAGCAUUCCAGUGACUAAAGGGAUUGUGCCUUCUCCAAGAGAAUCCCACACAGCUGUUAUAUAUUGCAAAAAAGACUCUGGAAGUCCUAAAAUGUAUGUUUUUGGUGGAAUGUGUGGUGCUCGCCUAGAUGAUCUAUGGCAGCUUGACUUAGAAACUAUGUCCUGGUCGAAACCAGAAACUAAAGGGACGGUACCACUUCCACGAAGCCUUCACACAGCCAGUGUUAUAGGAAACAAGAUGUACAUUUUUGGUGGAUGGGUUCCACAUAAGGGGGAGAAUAUUGAAACUGCACCUCAUGAUUCUGAGUGGAGAUGUACCAGUUCCUUUUCUUACCUAAAUCUGGAUACAGCAGAGUGGAUCACCCUAGUAUCAGACUCUCAGGAAGAUAAAAAAAAUUCAAGACCAAGACCACGAGCUGGACAUUGUGCUGUUGCAAUUGGCACUCGAUUAUAUUUUUGGAGUGGAAGAGAUGGCUACAAAAAAGCACUAAAUAGUCAAGUUUGCUGCAAGGAUCUUUGGUAUCUUGAUACUGAAAGACCACCGGCACCAUCACAAGUCCAGCUGAUCAAAGCCACUACUAACUCUUUCCACGUCAAGUGGGAUGAAGUACCUACAGUUGAGGGCUAUCUUUUGCAAUUGAAUACAGAUUUGCCAUACCAAGCUGCAUCAUUGGAGUCCUUAGCAGCACCGAAUGUGCAAGGAAUCAGGAUGGACCCUCACAGACAAGGCAGUAAUAGCAUCAUUCCUAGCAGUAUCAAUGAUACAAUGAACAAUGCAAAAACUGAGCAAUCAGCUGUGAAAGGAACUUCAGUAAAGAAUAAACCAGAUCUGAAGAUAUCAACUGAUCCUAAUGCCAUUUUACAUUCUUCUUUGGCAACUAAUGCUUCUAAUCAUAAUAGUUGUGUGGUGGAUAUGCUAAGGAAAAAUGAAGGUCCUCACACUUCCUCAAAUAUAGGUGUUCUAAGUAGUUGCCUGGACUUAAGAACAGUAAUCCCUGAAACUUCUGUAUCCAGUACUGUUUCCAGCGCACAAACUAUGGUAACCCAGCAGACCAUUAAAACUGAAUCAUCCAGUACAAAUGGGGCAGUGGUUAAAGAUGAAACUUCACUAACAACAUUCAGUACCAAAUCUGAAGUUGAUGAAACGUGUGCACUGCCUGCAACUAAGAUCAGCCGUGUAGAAGCACACGCUACGGCAAUGCCUUUUUCUAAAGAGACUCCUUCAAAUCCAGUGACUACAGUGAAAGCAGGAGAACGACAGUGGUGUGAUGUAGGAAUUUUUAAAAACAAUACAGCUUUGGUGAGCCAGUUUUAUUUGCUGCCCAAAGGGAAGCAAAACAUCUCAAAGACAGGAAAUGCCGAUGUACCUGACUAUAGUUUACUCAAGAAACAAGACCUCGUUCCAGGCACAGGCUAUCGCUUCAGGGUUGCUGCCAUUAAUGGCUGUGGAAUAGGCCCUUUCAGCAAAAUCAGCGAAUUUAAAACUUGCAUUCCCGGGUUUCCUGGAGCUCCUUCUGCUGUCAGAAUUUCAAAGAAUGUAGAGGGUAUCCACCUUUCCUGGGAACCUCCAACUUCACCUUCCGGAAAUAUUUUGGAAUAUUCAGCUUACUUGGCUAUUCGCACAGCACAAAUACAGGAUAAUCCAAGUCAGCUUGUGUUCAUGAGGAUUUAUUGUGGUCUUAAGACAUCGUGUAUAGUAACUGCUGGGCAACUUGCAAAUGCACAUAUUGAUUAUACAUCCAGACCGGCCAUUGUGUUCAGGAUAUCAGCAAAGAAUGAGAAGGGAUAUGGACCAGCUACGCAAGUUCGGUGGCUUCAAGGUAACAAUAAGAAAGCACCUUUAAAUUGAAAUUUUUUUUUUACUGAAGCAUAAAUAAUGAUGAUUAUUUAUUAGUAACUGGUUAUGAAGAUUUGUCACUUAAAAAGAGUAUUCUCUGUAUUUCUAGUACUUAUGAAUUUGAGUUUGUAAGUUGUUCUUUAAAUGUAUUUGCUCAAUUCUAGAUCCAAAUAAAAAUAGAAAAGAAGCAAAGACUCUCUGAAAAUUAGUAUAUGGACUCUUCCUUAUAGUUACAGCUUUUUUAUAAAGGAAAAUAGUAAAAAUUAAGAUAAAAGCUAGGAGGUUUUUAUUACCCAAUAUCUUUUAUAAAGGCCAUUAGCCCAGUCACCCCAGAGUGACUGAGGUGGCUCUAGCAACUGGCUGUCGUGCGUGUGCUGCCCCAUGUAGUAAAUGUUCUCUCUGUGUAAGUGGCCUGUCUUUGAGUGUUUGUUCCCUUUAACUUAGCUCUGUAUGAGCAGUGGUCCUCUAACAACUUACCUUCUGUAUAAUAUUUGUGAUACUUUAAUAGCUGGUUGGUUCCUUUGUUUUAUCUACAGUUAGCACAAAACCUAAGAAAAUAAAAAAUAGGCAAGUUUAGAAACCCUACUUUUGAAUUUUUAUUAUUUUCCAAAAAACAUGGCAAAGUACAAAAAGCAUAAUAGACUUUCCUGAUUGUUACCAGGCUGAUAUAUUGGAAUAUAUUUUUGGCCCAAGCACUUAACUUAUCUGACCCUCAUUUUGCUUAGAUGAGGGAGUUAAAAGAAUUUGCCUUUGAGGCCCUGCUCAGCACUAAAAUUUUGCAUUUUCAUUAGAAAUGAAAUAUAUUCCCAAACAUAUAGCAUUUCUUUUAAUAGCUCUAACUUUGCUUUCACUGAAAUUGAAACAUUAAUAAUUUAAAAUGAAAAAUUUAUAUGUCCUCCUAUUGCAGAAAGAAAAGCACCUUAACAGGACACAAAUUUUGAAAUAGUGUUUUGAGACAUUUGUAAGAUUUUUGUAAAUGCUCUAAAUGUUUUAUUUUUGCAUCGUUUUUACCUCAAACUUGUAUAAACUUUUUUACAACUGAAAUAUAGCAUUAGACAGCUUACUCAGGUUCCAUUACAACCUUAAAGACGCAGGCAGAUAGGCGUUCUGUACACUCUGCUACAGAUAGCUUGUUUUAAAUCUAGGAGUUUCCUGAUCCCACUGCCUGUUAGUGUGGAAUGCACAUAUGAGCAAUAACUGCGGUCAAGGUAGUGCACACCCCGAGCUCAGUAACAGCAGGGGCACAGGUCUCCUAGACCCCGUGUCCUUAUUUAUGCCAGUUGAGGUUGACUGAGUAGCUGUGCCCUCAAGCAUCAUGUAUAAUACCCCUAGCAAAGAUGGAUCUAAUUGUGCAGAGUUGAUAUAAAUGUAAGUUCCAGUUACUAAUUUAAAGUGUAUAGAAUAUUUUAAUAUAUAAUUUUGUAAAGAACUGGGAUUUUUAUACUACAGUGUUUGUAAUUAAUAUGUCUCACUAAUUAAGUUUCUUUUGAAGAAAAUAUGCAAACUAUUAGACACAUAAUGAGUGAUUUCCAAACUCUAAAGGUAAAAUAAAUGCACUACUAUGGUGUUGUUAGAAUACCUUUUAUGUGGCUGUAUGAAUCCUUAAUCUUUAAGUGUGUAUUUUACAAACAAUGUUUACAAGGAGCUUCUCUGGUUGGUUAUCUCAGCACCUCCCUUGGUGAAAGCCUCCUUCUGCAUUUAUUUAACUCAUAUAUGUGUUGCUUUCGACAUAUGCUUGCUUUUUGCACUAGUAGAAUUUUAACUUACCUCCGUAUUAUGUUUGUAAUCAUUUAUAUAGCUCCCAUAAUAUGUCUGACAUAGGCUAAACAAAUACUUAACCAAAGCUGAAAUUUAAAUAAAUGGUAAGCAAUUUUGCACAUAUUAAAUGCUAGGGUUUGUUUUGUAUAUGUGUAUAUUUAGU